This is a messenger RNA of Poeciliopsis prolifica (blackstripe livebearer), 1589 nucleotides long. RefSeq names its product v-fos FBJ murine osteosarcoma viral oncogene homolog Aa (gene fosaa). NCBI's taxonomy places the organism in Eukaryota, Metazoa, Chordata, Actinopteri, Cyprinodontiformes, Poeciliidae. The record is from RefSeq and is a predicted model, not a curated record. The coding region runs from base 212 to 940 and encodes 242 amino acids. Gene Ontology annotation, cellular component: nucleus. The transcript is spliced from 3 exons. Gene Ontology annotation, molecular function: DNA-binding transcription factor activity, RNA polymerase II-specific; RNA polymerase II cis-regulatory region sequence-specific DNA binding. Gene Ontology annotation, biological process: regulation of transcription by RNA polymerase II.
CUAGCUCAGAUUAAACCAAUUUGCAGUCUAACAGAGAAAAAAAGGCAGAAAUGUGAAUUAUACGUGAUGAUGAGUUCCUUGUGCUCAUCAGUGCUGUUGUGUGCGCACUCCUCGACGGCUGUUUGCCCUCCUUAGGAUGUCAAUUUAAAUUCAGGUCACAUUGUCUCCAGAGGAGGAGGAGAAGAAGAGGAUAAGAAGGGAGAGGAAUAAAAUGGCUGCAGCAAAGUGUCGCAACAGACGGAGGGAGCUCACAGAUACACUGCAAGCUGAGACUGACAAGCUGGAGGAGGAAAAAGCAGCCCUGGAGACGGAAAUAGCCAACCUGCUCAAAGAGAAGGAGCGCCUCGAGUUUAUCCUCGCCACACAUAAAUCAGUAUGCCAGAUCCCAGAGGAGCUGGAGUCCAUUUUACAGGCUUCGGUGAGCUCCCCAGAGCUGCCGCCCAGUCCAGAUGAGGACAGACUUCAGGAUGAAGGCAUCCAGGAAGCUCCUUCACUCCAGGACAUGGACAUCCCCAGUGAUCCAUCCACAGCCAUCUCUGGGAACUCCAAUAUCUUGCUGUGCGCCAACGCUGAAAUCAACAUCUCCGAUCUGGAGCCCUCCCUGGACAUUAAGGAGGGGCUACUAGACAAUAUCCUACCUAGUCUGGAGGACAGAAUCCCCAUGGAGACGGCUCGAUCAGUGCCAGACAUAGAUCUGAGCAGCUCCCUCGGCGUCUCGGACUGGGAGACCCUGUAUAAGUCUGUCUCCUGUGACCUGGAGCCUCUCAGUACUCCGGUGGUGACCUCCACCCCCACCUGCAGCAGCUACCUGUCUGUGUUCACGUUUGCGUGUCCCGAGCUGGACUCUCUGGCGGAGGAGGGACUGGACGGCCUCAAAGGUGGUCUGAGCAAGGCUGAAUCCGUUGAUAUUCUGAACUCGCCAACGCUUCUUGCCUUAUAAUCCACAGAGAGAGGGACGAGAUCUGCCGGAUCUCUGCUUUUGUUUUUUGGUUUUCAGGUACCUGACUUUACAAUGAAAUCAACAACAUAUGCCCAGAUAUGCUGUAACUGUUCAAGGAAUACCUAAAUGAAUUGUCUUGUGUUUGACUGAGUAUGCAUAUAAACUUUGUCCUGAUACUUAGCCAACAGAGUGAUGUAGCUAAAAGCAUGGCUGUUAAUUCAACAAGAGGGACUGUCGAUUUGGUUUUAAAAACGCAUGCAGAGAAAAUCCAAAUAAUUUUCAAAGCUUAUCUAUAGGUAUUCAUGAUCUGUUAAUAGAUCUAAAGUGUACUGUGCAACUUAAUGUAUCUGUAUGGUGAUUUUUUGUGCCAAAAGUGUAUUGAUCGCUGUAUGCAUUUACAUAUUCAUCCAUACCUCAAUGUCAUCAGCUGUGCUUUGACCUCAUCGUUGAAAUGUUGAAAGUUUUCCAUGAAAACAUCCAGUGCUAUACACUAUAUAUUGAUAUAUAUGUAUUAUAUAUAUUGAGAUGUAACUUUUAUUUAUUUUUUUACCUUUCAGAUUUUGACUUAUUUGUCAACAUUGAAAAAAAGAGAGCAUUGAUUGCUUAUCUAUGCUGCUGACCAAUAAUAAUAAAUCUAUGUUCCCAAUGG